Molecule: messenger RNA, 1919 nt
Organism: Tinamus guttatus (white-throated tinamou)
Lineage: Eukaryota; Metazoa; Chordata; Aves; Tinamiformes; Tinamidae
Gene: BIRC2
Product: baculoviral IAP repeat containing 2
Biological process (GO): negative regulation of necroptotic process; positive regulation of protein ubiquitination; negative regulation of apoptotic process
Cellular component (GO): nucleus; cytoplasm
Molecular function (GO): cysteine-type endopeptidase inhibitor activity involved in apoptotic process; ubiquitin protein ligase activity
Source: RefSeq, a predicted model, not a curated record
GGGUUAUUCAGAAUGACCUUUCGGAAUGCACACAACUACCUCCCAGAGGAAGACUCGUCCCAUUCUUCCCCAAAGAAUCCAUUAUGAACAUAAUGGAAGAUAGCCCUUUCUUGGCUUACAUGAUGAAGCACAGCACCCUGUGUGAUGAACUCAAGUACGACUUAUCCUGUGAGCUCUACCGAAUGUCCACGUUUUCCACUUUCCCUGUUAAUGUGCCAGUGUCAGAACGGAGCCUUGCCCGGGCUGGCUUUUAUUACACUGGUGUGAAAGAUGCAGUUAAAUGCUUCUCUUGUGGCGUAGUCUUGGCCGACUGGCAGCCAGGAGACAACGCUCUGGAAAGACACAGGCUCUCUGGUGCCAGCUGCAACUUUAUUCAGAAUGUGCUCUCAGUGAACAACCUCGGACUGUCCUCUCGUUCUGCAUUUUCACCUCUGGUCACAAGCAGUUUCUCACCCCCUCUACAUUCCCUCAACUUUUCUCCAAGCUUGGAGCAAGUUGGCUAUUUCAGUGGUUCGUUUUCUAGUUUUCCUCAAGACCCCAUAACUACUAGGGCUGUUGAAGACCUGUCAUGUUUGAGACCGAAGCUUCACAACCCUUCCAUGAGCACAGAAGAUGUCAGACUACGCACUUUUCACUCAUGGCCCCUGACAUUUCUCUCACCAACUGAUCUGGCAAAGGCUGGAUUUUAUUACCUGGGAACGGCAGACAAAGUUGCUUGUUUUACCUGUGGUGGUCAACUGAGUAAUUGGGAACCAAAAGAUAAUGCCUUGUCAGAGCAUCGGAGACACUUUCCUAGCUGCCCCUUUGUGGAAAAUCUUUCUCGAGAUCAGCUAACCUUCAAUGUUUCCAAUGUGAGCAUGCAAACCCAUGAAGCACGUGUUAAAACAUUCAUAAACUGGCCCAGCAGAAUUCCAGUUCAGCCUAAGCAGCUUGCAGAUGCUGGCUUUUACUACGUAGGACGCAAUGAUGAUGUCAAGUGUUUUUGCUGUGAUGGUGGGUUAAGGUGCUGGGAAUCUGGAGAUAAUCCAUGGAUUGAGCAUGCAAAGUGGUUUCCAAGGUGUGAAUAUCUGCUUCAUGUGAAAGGAAGAGAGUUUGUAAGUGAAAUUCAGGCCCGCUUCCCCCAUCUUCUUGAACAGCUGUUGUCGACCUCUGAUACAUCUGUAGAUGAAAACGUUGAUCCCCCAAUUAUUCAUUUUGAACCUGGAGAAAAUCGUUCGGAAGAUGCAAUUAUGAUGAACACGCCUGUGGUUAAAGCUGUUUUGGAGAUGGGCUUUAGUAGGAGGCUAAUCAAGCAAACAGUGCAAAGUAAAAUCUUGGCCACUGGAGAGAACUACAAGACUGUUAAUGAUCUUGUGUCUGAUCUCUUCACUGCUGAAGAUGAGAAGAGGGAAGAGGAGAAAGAGAGGCAGUCUGAAGAAGUGGCAUCAGAUGAUCUGUCCUUAAUCCGGAGGCACCGAAUGGCUUUAUUCCAGCGCCUGACCUGUGUGCUCCCCAUCCUUGGCAGUUUGCUCACAGCUAAAGUGAUCACGGAGCCUGAGCACGAGGUUAUUAAGCAGAAGACGCAGACGCCGUUGCAAGCAAGAGAGUUGAUAGAUACAGUCUUGGUGAAAGGAAAUGCAGCUGCCAGCAUAUUCAGAAACUGCCUACGAGACUCUGACCCUGUACUGUACAGAGAUUUAUUUGUGGAGAAGAGUGUGAAAUAUGUUCCCACAGAAGAUGUUUCAGGUUUACCUAUGGAAGAACAAUUAAGGAGGUUACAAGAGGAAAGAACAUGUAAAGUUUGCAUGGAUAAAGAAGUUUCCAUUGUUUUUAUUCCAUGUGGUCACCUAGUGGUGUGCAAAGAAUGUGCCCCUUCCCUCAGGAAAUGCCCUAUCUGCAGGGGGACGAUCAAGGGCACAGUGCGUACGUUCCUUUCGUGA